AUGGUUGAACAACGUUAUUGUUUUAUGGAUGGGCAACUUUCGUGGGUAUGGGAUGGUGGGUCUUUGGUCAAUCAAUCACAGACUUCAGAAGCUUGGAAUGAGUGUGUUAAGCUACUGGAAGGUAUCAAGAUAGAGAUGAAAUCAGAUGCAUGGUUAUGGAGACAAGACGAAACACGAGAAGUCUUCAAAGUUAAUAUAUUACGUACAGAGUUGGAUAGUAUUCAAAGCAUUCCGGAAACACAAGUUCUGAAAUGGCUAAGCUGGAUACCGAAAAAAAUAAACUGCUUUUUGUGGAGGGCGGUGCUGGAUCGGAUUCCGACAAGGGAGGCUUUGGUGAUAAGGAAUAUAAACAUUCCUUCGAUUACAUGUGCCUUAUGCGGUUCGAACGCGGAAACGGUUGAUCAUUUACUAAUUUCCUGUCAAUAUGCACAAUUAGUAUGGACGGCGAUCUCCUUAUGGGUAAAAUUACCUCUCCCGAGGUAUUUGCUUAGCUUGGUCAGAUUAUUGGAAUAUAUCGAGUCUUAUUGUUCGUCGGAAGAGAAAAGGAAGGCAAUAUAUCUAGUCACGGCAGCAACAUGUUGGACCCUAUGGCGGAUUCGAAACAAUUUAAUCUUUAAUCAGAAAAAAACACAGGUAUCAAGGGCGGUCGGAAACGUAAAGGCACUCUCUUUUUUUAUGGAUGAAAGCAAGGGCUGGAAAAACAGAUCUGGAUUGGAAGGAAUCGAGUAA
Molecule: messenger RNA, 729 nt
Organism: Helianthus annuus (common sunflower)
Lineage: Eukaryota; Viridiplantae; Streptophyta; Magnoliopsida; Asterales; Asteraceae
Exons: 1
Coding region: 1-729 (242 amino acids)
Source: RefSeq, a predicted model, not a curated record